AUGUCAUCCUCCAACGGCCGCGUACAAGACAUUUUUGGGCCCAACUCGCCCUGCAGCCUCAACAACUGCCCGGUCGAGUGGUCUAUGCUUGGCUACCGGCCGUCGCUGGCCGCCAACGUUGUAUUCCUGGUUCUCUUUGCGGCCGUUGGCGCCGUGCACGCAUAUCUGGGCGUGCGCUGGCGCAGCUGGGGCUUUGCCGCGGGCAUGCUGCUGGGCUGCGUCACGGAGAUUCUGGGCUACGUGGGCCGCAUAAUGAUGUGGCACAAUCCAUUUUCAUAUUACGGCUUCAUGAUUCAAAUAAUCUGCCUCACGAUUGCGCCCGUCUUCUUCACCGCGUCCAUCUACGUCACCCUCUCCAAGACGAUAUUAUACUUUGCGCCUCAACUCUCGCGCUUCAAGCCGCAGCUCUUUUACUGGGUCUUUAUCCCCUUUGACGUUGUCUGCCUCAUCCUGCAAGCCAUCGGCGGCGCCCUGUCCACAACCGAGCGCGACGGCAAGCGCACCGGCGUCGACAUUUCCAUGGCCGGUCUCAUUCUACAAGUCGUCGUCAUUGUCAUCUUCAUGGCCGCCUAUUUCGACUACAUGGUGCGGCUGGCGCGCUCGGGCCGCGCGCGCGCCGAGCUCACAGCCUGGCGGAGCGUCGCCUUUUUUGCCGGCCUGGUGGCCGCGUGCGUCUUUAUCCUUACCCGCUGCUCGUUUCGUGUCGCGGAGCUCAAGGAUGGCUACACGGGCGAGCUGUUCCGCGAAGAGGUGCUGUUCAUCGUGCUCGAGGGCGUCAUGGUUGUGAUUGCGAGCAUCGCGCUCAUGUUUGGCAACCCGGGCCUGGUGUUUGACAAGUCAACCGCUGAAAAUGGCGACGCGACGCGCAAGAAGCCCGGCCACUCGGACAGCGACGAUGGCGCUAUGGCGAUGGGAGGUUAUGAUGGUGCAGGCCGUUCCGGGAAAGAGCGCGUCUAA
This is a messenger RNA of Beauveria bassiana ARSEF 2860, 957 nucleotides long. Its product is annotated as RTA1 like protein. Gene Ontology annotation, cellular component: plasma membrane; fungal-type vacuole. Bases 1 to 957 code for a protein of 318 amino acids. The record is from RefSeq and is a predicted model, not a curated record. NCBI's taxonomy places the organism in Eukaryota, Fungi, Ascomycota, Sordariomycetes, Hypocreales, Cordycipitaceae. The transcript is spliced from 2 exons.